This is a messenger RNA of Zophobas morio, 1941 nucleotides long. Its product is annotated as synaptic vesicle 2-related protein. Gene Ontology annotation, biological process: transmembrane transport. The record is from RefSeq and is a predicted model, not a curated record. The transcript is spliced from 10 exons. Gene Ontology annotation, molecular function: transmembrane transporter activity. Bases 130 to 1707 code for a protein of 525 amino acids. NCBI's taxonomy places the organism in Eukaryota, Metazoa, Arthropoda, Insecta, Coleoptera, Tenebrionidae. Gene Ontology annotation, cellular component: membrane.
GGUGUCAGUUGGUUGUCAAUUUUGACAGUUAGUUUUUAGGUUAUUUUUAUUGCAAAAUAGCAUCCACGUAUUUAUUCAGUGAUGUCACUGAUAUUUUUUUAAAAACAUACUUGAAGCUAGUAAUAAAACAUGGUUUUACGUCGAUCUAAAGGAUACCAAGACAUUGACGGUAGCACAAGUACAGCUCCAACUACUAGAAAUGAACUUAAUGACGACGACAAUUCGUUACCCCAAGAUAUUGAAAUGGCAUCAGUUUCGGUGGUUCCUGAUGAUACAUUCACGGUGACUCAAGCUGUGAAUGCACUUGGAUUUGGGUGGUUCCAAGUCAAGCUUUCGUUAUGGACUGGCUUGUGUUGGAUGGCUGACAGCAUGGAAAUGACGAUAUUAUCAAUUUUAUCCCCAGCUUUGCAUUGUGAUUGGCAUAUUUCGAGGUACCAACAAGCCUUAACAACUACUGUGGUUUUUCUGGGAAUGAUGUUAUCAUCAACCUUUUGGGGUAAUUUAAGUGACCGAUAUGGACGUAAACACGCUUUAACAUUAUGUGCAGUUUUACUUUUUUAUUAUGGUUUAUUAAGUGCUAUUGCUCCUAGUUUUAUGUGGAUUUUACUACUCAGGGGUUUAGUAGGUUUUGCUAUUGGAUGCACACCUCAAUCUGUUACGCUUUAUGCAGAAUUUUUACCCACAAAACAGAGAGCAAAGUGUGUUGUUUUGCUUGAUUGUUUUUGGGCGUUGGGCGCAUGUUUUGAAGUUGCUCUUGCAUUAGUGGUUAUGCCCACAUUAGGUUGGCAGUGGUUAUUAGCACUUUCCACAGGUCCUUUAUUAGCUUUUGCUUUAGUUUGUCCUUGGUUACCUGAAUCAGCUAGGUUUCAUGUUGCAAGUGGGCAAACUGACAAAGCUUUAGAAACAUUGGAGAAAAUUGCUAAAGACAAUGGUAAACCCAUGCUGCUUGGACGGUUGGUAGUAGAUGAUGCUACUACUUCGUCGCCACAUAGAGGGCGUUUCAGAGACUUACUGGUGCCAUCUCUUAGAAGAACAUCUCUUUUACUAUGGUUUAUUUGGAUGGCUUGUGCUUUUUGCUACUAUGGAUUAGUUUUAAUGACUACUGAGCUUUUUGAAACUUCAAGUAUUUUAUGUUCAAGAACACCAUUACCCUCUCAGACUCUUGAUACUUGUGCAGCUGAUUGCAAACAGCUGCAAACUACAGAUUAUAUGGAUCUGUUAUGGACAACACUAGCAGAAUUUCCAGGUAUAUUUAUUACAAUAUUUACCAUUGAGCGAUUUGGACGGAAAAAAACGAUGGCUGUACAGUUCGUGGUAUAUGCAGUUUGUUGUUGCUUUCUCAUGGUUUGUUCAGAAAAACGUGUUUUUCUGACAGUCAUGUUGUUCUUGGCGCGUGGAAUUAUUGCAGGAGUAUUUCAAGCAGCUUAUGUUUAUACUCCAGAAGUGUACCCAACUUCAUUAAGGGCCGUUGGGGUAGGAUCUUGUAGCGCUAUGGCUAGGUUGGGUGCUAUGGUUACGCCUUAUGUGGCACAGGUUCUUUUGAAGAGUUCUAUCUCAUUUGCAACCACUAUUUAUACUGUAGCUGCAUUAAUGGCUGCAGUGGCUUGUUUAAUAUUACCAUUUGAAACAACUGGGAAGGAGCUGACGGAAAAUGUUCAGCAGCACGCAAACGCAAACGUAAGGACCAAUGGAACAACUACAAACUAAUUUCUCCACUUACAAGACUGCUCAGUAUUACAAUGUGGUAUUUUACUAAUGAUAUUAAACCAAAGUACUUAAGCUUUUUGCACUUUACCAUAGACAUAAUGUUGUUGAUAUUGAUUUUAUUUAUUUAUUUAUUCAUGUUUUUUUAUUUAAUUUAUUUUAGUUGUAAGAUGCAACUUGGUGUUGGCUAUUUUGUAAUUUUGAACUAAUAAAAUGAGAGCUUCCAAUUUAUAUAAA